AUGCCUAAACUGCCUGAGUCCGAAGACAGCAGCGCCAAGGUUGACUUUAACUCCUUCAGCUCUUCGGCGGGCGUCGGGGCCACGCUCAACGCCACCGUCGUUACCGCCGGUCACGAACGCCCUGAACCCUCCAAGAUCGCAGUCUCCAACGACUCCGCCUCGUGGUCAAGCAGCCGCCUCACUUCGCCGCCGCUGCCACCGCCACCGCCAGCGUACGACGACACCCUGUCAAUGCCGCUCUCCCCGAGGCGUUACCAUGUGAGCGCCGCAGCUCCCAAGCCUGCUCCAGCCACCGCUGGCGAUCUUGCCACUGCUGCUCCCCCGUCAUGCGCUGUCGCGCGCGGCAUGUCUGAAGCGACCGACAAAACGAAUCCGUUGUCUCCGUCUACUUCACCACGUCAUGAGCAGCCGGGUUCGUCUCCAGAGUUUCGCAUGACGAUGUCGUCUGGGGCAGCCGCCACGAUGCCAGCUCCCACCCGCGCUGCGGCUGGUGCGGCGGCCGGUGCGGGGGGUGUCGUGCCCCCGCCCCUGCCCCAUCGGGCGACCGUUCUUCCUGCUUUGGAGAAAACGGAUGAGCGCGGUGUUGCAGACGCGACCAAGGACAGUGGCGACCUCGCUGCUUCGACGGACCAGUCGGACGAAACCCCGAGCAACAUCGUCCAAGAGGUGGCCGAAGACAUGGGUGAGGGCGUGGCCGACAUGAUGCAGGCCAUUCGAGGCGUGUUCGGCAGGGGGAAAAGUGACGACGGCGAUGAUGCCGACGCGACACCACCACCGCCGCAGAAGGUGGUCUACGGUGGUGGUGGCGACAGUGGCACCCCUGAACAGAGAGAUUUUCCUGUUUCCGCAGUCCUCAGUCGAGUCGAGUCUCCGGAGCCGUCCUCGUCCUCUUCCGCGCCCUCUCCCGUGCACCUCGACGGAGGCGCGGCGUUCUCCCGCGUGUUCGGUGCCCUGAAGGCUGCGGGGGUGGCCACCGACGGUGACAGCAGCACGGAGAUGGGCGACGAGAAAGAGCAAGACGACGAAGCCGGUAAGGGGGAGGAGGAAGAGGAAGAAGACGAGGAGGAGGAGGAAGAGCAACCGAAGGGAGAGGAAAAGGAGGACCUCGGCAGUUCGGCCGUCUCAAGGCUGCGCCAGAUGUUCGAACGCUCGGACGGGAAGAAGAGGGCGAUCCUGGAGGCCGGCCCAAUCCCCGGGCAGGCGGUUUCGACUAUCGGUGAAUCUACCGGCGAAGACGAAGCUGCCGGGGAGGCGACGGGUGCGACGGGAUCACCACAAGCCUCCCCGAAAGCUGGAAGCAACUCGGCGGAAGAGGAGGGGGCAAACGCCGCGGGGCUGGCGGCCGAGAGACCGGCAGCAUCUGCGGCGUCCGGCUUUGGGGUCUCGGUCCACAAGUUCUUCUUCGGGUCUCGGACUAAGAAGGACGCCGCGCCGAAGGCUGCCGAAGAGCCCACUCCUCUAGCGGUUGCCGAUGGAGCGGUGGUGGAGCCCUUGGGCGUGGCCGGGCAAAAGGAAUCGUCAGAGACGGGACCGUUUGGCGACACGAAGCAGGCAAAGCUCGGAGGUUUGCCGGCCGAGUCGAGCACGAGCACUCAAGCUGUUGCACCGGCCGUGGAACAAACCGUGCUCCUGGCGGCGAAGGACGUCUCCUCUGUACCGGCAGCGAUUGUCGACGUGGACUCGACACCUCAGCUUGGCGGGGCGGCGUCAUCUGCCAGCGUGCACCACUCGUCGACGGAACCGGCAAUCUCGUCUGGUGCUGCUCAAGACAAAGCUGGCGAUCGUACAGGCGAAGAGAUCGCUGUCGACGUCGUGGCGGUGGAGGAGUUGGCACCGGUAGCUGAAAAGGAGUCCCGACAGAACCCACCAGGAAUUGUGGGGGCCCCGGCGGUGGUGGGAGUAGCCGGGACGGCAGGUCAGAGCGAAAAGCCUGCCGCCGACAUGUCGAUGCUGAACAUGGCUCAGGCCUCCGCUGUGGAAGGUGCCGUGCAUCCUGAUGUGCCGGAAGAAAGGAUUGUCCCUGAGGCCGCUGAAACGACCGUGACUGCGGUGGAGGCACCGACGGCAAAAGCCUAUGAUGGAGAGGCCACCCAUGCCGCUGCUGUUAUCGCGGCGCAGACCAAGGAGAAGAUUGGCGCGUUUGAAGUGGCUCAGGUCAAGUUAAUCGAACCAGAGAUACCUGCGGUGGACCCGCCGGUGCCUUCUGAUGUCCAUGCAGUUGUGGCAGAAGGUGUGUCAGGUCCGUGUGCGACUGUGGGAGACGAGUUGCCAACGUUAGGAGGAGUGGGACAGACGACAGGGGCGUUACAAGACACUCGAGACGAAGCACCGCUCCAGGGAGCCAACGGCGAGCAGCAAACGGUUGUGGCAGCUGUGGAAGACGCAACGACCGCUGGGGACAAAGAUGAACCGUAUGUUACUGCGGCGGAAGAGGAGGGGCCGCAGGAUGGAGACCUCGCGCCGCUCUCUUCGGCCACGUUCGACUUUUCUUCACCCACCACAGCGACGAACGACGGGCCUUUGGUCGAACCUAGCGGGAAUGUACCGGCGAUUCGCGAGGUCGCGCCGCCACCGGCGAUAACCGAGGGCAUGGUCGCAUCUAGCGGGGAUGUACCGGCGCUGGAGAAGGCCGCGCCGUCACUGGCGGCACCCAAAAACAUGUCGUCUCCGGAUUCCGAUUGCGGGGUAAUCGCCCCCUCGAGGGCCGGUCCUCUUCCCGAGGUCGCGGCGAAAGCGCCGGACACGGCCAAGAUCGGCGGAUCGCCAACGAAGACCGUUGUCGACCAGCUCGCUCCGGGUGGUGUGGAGGAGGCGCUGUCGGAGGAAGGAGAAAUCGAGCAUCAAACUCCUGCCCCCAAGCAGGAAGACGCGCCCAUCCUGGCGAGUGCGCCCUUCAAUGGUACUGCCGUGAGCGAGCUGGAAGUUUCAGCUGUACAAGCACCGGGCAAGAUGUCUCAGGUGCAAAGAACGGAGCAGGCGGCAUCGAUGGUCGAGGAUGUUGUCGCUGCUGUGGGCCAGGAGAGCGAUAUCGCGCCCAUCGAGGCUGCGGGGGUCAUUCCGGCGGAAUCGCAAGCCAAGCCUAUGGCAACGGUGGAGAAACCGAGCGAGGACAAGGAGGUGGAGAAGGACGGAGCGACAGAGCCGAUCCAAGUUCCCGGCGAGGUUACAUCUGCGGCGGCGGACCCUGCUCCGACCGUUGCCGCUGACGACGUUGCUGCCCCAAGUCCUGGGGAGAACACCACCGCCCCCGAUAUCACCGAGGGGGACACGACCGAUGGGAACGUGCGCGAACCUACUGAGGAACCGGAUAUCGCUCGAGACGAAGAGCCGGUCAAGGCCAUGGAUCCUUCUGCGAUGGAGACAAAGGUUGAGGGUCCCUUCCCCGAGUCAACAACGGAGAGAGUUAUCCCCAGGAUAAUUGGCAGCGGGCGUGACCGUCCCGCAGUCCUGCCGAAGGACGAUACACCGUCGGACAAGGCCGAGGAGGGACCUCCUGCUGCCGUGGCUGGUGAUGUAACAUGUGCAUCUGGCGAUGAAUCACCAAGCUUAGCCAUCCUGCACCCCGAGGCGCGGCCAUCCUACGGCGAUGCCACUCAACCUGCAACGGAGGCUGCCACGGGAUUGAUAGCGACCAUCCAAUCUUCUGGUGGUGGUGACGCAGACACGUCAUCGGCGCGCCUCGAGGACAAUUCCACCCCGCGAGAGAGGAGGAAGCAGAGACGACUGAGGUGGAUGGCGGUGCGGGCGAAGCACCGAUCGAGGCCGUCGAUGGCGCACCCUCCCAGCAACCCACUUCGGUGGCACUAG
Molecule: messenger RNA, 3807 nt
Organism: Ectocarpus siliculosus
Lineage: Eukaryota; Phaeophyceae; Ectocarpales; Ectocarpaceae
Source: the annotation of a GenBank genome assembly